GGCUUUUUCGUCAGAAUGUGGAAGCAUGACAUUAGAGAAGAAAGAAGGACAACUUUUUUUUUUUUUGACUGUCCGGUUAUUUUUACUCCCCCCCCCCCUUUUUUUUUUUUUUUAUUGUGUGUGUGCACAACUCAGACCAAUGGAGGAUGUUUUAAAUGGCCGUCUCCUGCAAGGGAUUACACAAGCGGUGGCUGUAGAUCUUUUUUUUUUUGCUUUUCCGCCUGUAAAAGCCCCCAUCACUAACAAAUAAACGAAUGGCAUCAUGUUUAAUUCGUGCAGCCAAUGAAAAAGGUCCUAAAGAGUUUUACAAAAAUUAUACAAAUGUGGGAUUUGAUUUUGUACUUUGUGUUUCGCGAAAAUUAAAUGUCCAUUGGACCUUUAAACCCCAAAAUAUAAAUUGUAAAUCCGUUCAAAACUAGAGGGUGCUGUGAUAGGGGGGUGGAAAAUAUAAAUCCCUUUCUCUCUUUUUUGUUUUUUUUUGCGUCAAUGGUAAGCAUUAGAAAAAGACGUCAUUCGAAAAGUGACCAUGUCAGUCGUCAUGGACGAGAACUUCCUGAGGAUAUCAUGGCAGACUCUGGCAUGAUUUUUGUCGAAGUACGACCUUUUUAUCGCUGGAAGCGAUUUAAUUUUAUUGUCGGCUUAACUGUGGGUUUAUUGGCCAUGUAUGCUGCCUCCACCACGCCCGUUGCACAAAAUCAGUUGACGGUCUUUCAGGAUUUCCUUUAUUUACAAUUGGCAGAUCUCGAUAUCAACAAUAUCUUGCCCCAAUCCGAUUUAGUCGAUGAAUUACUGGGAAAUUUCACAAACUUGAUCAAACCUACACCUCCUACCGAGGCCUCUUUUAUGCCCGCUACAGAAUACAAAGAUGAGUUGGGAUUGAAACCUCAUUUUCCCGUUGUUAUGAUACCAGGCAUUGUUUCAUCUAGUCUUGAAAGUUGGGGAACGUCUGAACGCUCUAGAAAAUAUUUCCGUAAACGCAUGUGGGGCACAAUGACCAUGGUUCGCUCUGUUCUAUUAGACAAGGAAAAUUGGAUUGAUCACAUCAUGCUAGACCCCGAAACUGGUUUAGAUCCCGAAGGAUACAAAAUUAGAGCAGUGCAUGGCGUGGAGGCAGCAGAUUAUUUCAUCACUGGUUAUUGGGUAUGGGCUAAAAUCAUUGAGAACUUGGCAACCAUUGGUUACGACACCAACAAUAUGCAUUUUGCUUCUUAUGAUUGGAGACUAUCAUUCUCCAACCUUGAAGUGCGUGAUAACUAUUUCUCACAUCUGAAAGCCACCAUUGAAUUAUCUAAAACUCACUCUGGUCUCAAAAGUGUUGUAGUUAGUCACUCCAUGGGCAGCUCCAUGUUUCCUUAUUUUCUCAAAUGGGUGGAAAAGGAAGCCGGUAAACAUUGGGUGAAUGAUCAUAUCGAAUCCUUUGUCAAUAUCGCAGGUCCCUUAACCGGUGUCCCCAAAGCUGUCACUUCUUUAUUAAGUGGUGAAACAAGAGAUACCAUGGCCUUGGGAAGUUUUGGUGCCUAUGUGCUUGAAAAAUUCUUUUCACGUCGUGAACGUACUAAACUCAUGCGUAAUUGGUUUGGUGGUGCUUCCAUGUUACCAAAGGGGGGUGAGGCAGUUUGGGGCGACGCACUUCAUGCACCCGAUGAUCAACAGGAUGAAAAAUACGAAUCGUUUGGUAAUAUGAUUUCAUUUGUACCGCAUCCAGAAGGCAUCAAUGAGAACUCAACAGAGACUCCCAGUGACUCCUCCACGGAUCCUUUGAUCAGAAACUAUACUGUAUCAGGCACCAUUGAUCUUUUAUUAAAUAAUGCGGAUGAACAAUUUGCAAAUCAUUUGCAUUCCAAUUAUUCGUAUGGUGUCACAACCAAUUUGAAGCAGUUGAAAGCAAAUGAUGAUGAUCCCACAAAAUGGUCUAAUCCUCUUGAAUCACGUUUACCCAACGCUCCUGAUAUGAAGAUUUAUUGCUUUUAUGGCAUCGGUACACCUACUGAACGUAGUUACUAUUAUGCCGUGACUGAUGAAAGCAUAGAGGAAGAUUGUCCUGGAGUUACCAACGGUACAGGAUGUACUCAUAUCCAUCAAAGUGAACAUCAAACAAAAUCAUCCACCGCUGAAAAAAUCGUACAUUCCAUCAAGCAUCCUAAUCUGUACAUUGAUGCCAAUGUAAAUGAUCCUAUUCAACGUGUUGAAACAGGUAUUCGAUUUUCUGACGGUGAUGGUACUGUACCUUUAUUGUCUUUAGGAUACAUGUGUGCUCCCUCCGGUCCAUGGAGAAAACAUGCAGAUUUAUACAAUCCAGGUCAUAGCCCCGUUGUACUUCGUGAAUAUGAAAAUGAAGUGAGUCCAAGUAAAUUAGAUGUGCGUGGUGGGUAUAAAGCGAGUGAUCAUAUUGAUAUUCUUGGCAAUUGGGAAAUGACCUUGGAUUUGUUGCAAAUUGUUUCUGGGUUAGGUCAUAACGUGACGGAAAGGAUCCUUUCGCCCAUUGAAGAAUACGCUAAAAAAGUAGACCUGUCUCCAUAAAUUUUAUUCCAUCUUAUUCAAUGGAUCUUAUAAUAAAUCAUGUAUUUUAGAUAAA
This is a messenger RNA of Mucor mucedo, 2575 nucleotides long. RefSeq names its product Lecithin:cholesterol acyltransferase-domain-containing protein. Lineage: Eukaryota; Fungi; Mucoromycota; Mucoromycetes; Mucorales; Mucoraceae. The transcript is spliced from 8 exons. The coding region runs from base 487 to 2520 and encodes 677 amino acids. Gene Ontology annotation, molecular function: phospholipid:diacylglycerol acyltransferase activity. Gene Ontology annotation, biological process: triglyceride biosynthetic process; lipid storage. Gene Ontology annotation, cellular component: cytoplasm; perinuclear endoplasmic reticulum. The record is from RefSeq and is a predicted model, not a curated record.